AUGGACUAUUCGCGGCUGAAAGCUGCCGCUUUGCAAGGCGGCGAGGAGGAGGAGGCCGUCACCGUCGACACCAGAGCCUUGAUCGACAAGGUUCUUGCCAGAUACUCGGGCGAAUGGACCACGUUGCGGGAGCUGAUUCAGAAUGCCGCCGACGCCCAAGCAACAACCGUCAAGGUCAAGUGGGAAACGCUGCCCUCGACUUCAGUUCCGCUCCCCGCCACCACAAACCGAUCCGAACUUCUGAAGCAUGUUAUCGCGAACCACACACUGCGUCGACUCGUUGUGGCGAACGAUGGCCAACCCUUUACCAAGACCGACUGGGGAAGAUUAAAGAGGAUCGCAGAGGGAAACCCCGAUGAAACAAAGAUUGGUGCCUUUGGUGUCGGCUUCUACAGCGUCUUUGCCGACUGCGAAGAGCCCUUUGUGAGCUCUGGCAAUGAGGCCAUGGCAUUCUACUGGAAAGGGAAUGCACUUUUCACCAAGAAGUCCACUCUCCCCGAAGAACAGAGCAGCGGCGACACCACCUUUGUCCUCGACUACCGGAAUAGUACCACUCCUCUACCGAACCUAUUGUCUGUCAGUCAGUUUCUCGCAACCAGUUUGACAUUUGUCGCCCUGCAGCAUGUCGAGUUCUGGAUCGACGACUACAAGAUCCUAGAUCUUCACAAGAAGACCUCGCCUAGUCUCGACGUACCCAUUCCGAGAGAUAUUGAGACGCGGACGCGAGAGGGUCUGAUGCAAGUCAAAUCAGUGGAGCGAACCAGCACUCAGAUCGAUGCCGCUGUUAUGAGUGCCGCUGGCUGGAAGCCAAAGGCUGUCGCGGCAGCCAAGUCGGCCGACACAUAUGGUGCUGGAUCCGAAGUGCCUUCACUAAGGAGCUUCUUCUCGAGGUUGACUUCCUCGGCAUCGCAGGUCACUGUAAAGGGGAGACAGCAGAGAGAAGAGGCAGCUGCUCAGGAGGAGAUUAGUGAGGACGUGACCAAACUCUCUACUUCAACCAUCUUCUUGCGAGUGACAACCGCCUGGGUCAAGACCAGCGUAUCAACUUCGUUCGCAACGGAAUUGGAGCGCGCAACAAAGAAACCACCACCAAAGACCACGAAGCUAGCCAUUCUCACCUCGUCCUAUGAUGAGACCAUGGCUUCAGAGAGUUCACGCUCCGCCACCAUCUCAAAGUCUGUGGACGUGUUUGCUUCAGUUUUGCCCAGCAAGAAGCCCGGGGGCCGCAUCUUUAUCGGGUUUCCCACAACGCAGACAACCGGUGCCGGCAUGCAUAUCUCGGCGCAAUCAGUCAUUCCUACGGUUGAGCGUGAGGCUAUUGACCUGAAUGCACGAUGGGUGAGGACAUGGAAUAUCGAGAUGCUCCGGGCGGCCGGUAUCAUGACAAGACUUGCUUUCAUUAACGAGAUGAGCGACCUCGACUCCAAAGUCAAGAAUAUGGUUGGAGCUGCGACAAAAAUUGGCGCAGAAGAUCUCGCCAAGCUUUUACCUGAAGCACUGCACAUCCUGAAGACAUUCACUUUCGCUGAUUCUACACCAAGCGGUCAAGUGUCCCAGAUUCUCGAGGAAGCGUUCUGGACAGCCUUCAAGAAGGCUUCUAUUGAAAUCUUUUCCUCCAGAGGUGUUUUGUCCAGCACGAAGGUCCGACUUGGCUCUGACGAGCUCAGCAAGUUCGUCGAUACCAUCCCUGUCGUACCUCGAGAGCUCAUGGAGAAUGCUUUCGUUAGGAAGCUGAUGGACUUUGGGCUCAUCAGCCCAAUCACUGUUGAUGACGUACGGACAGAGCUGGAAACCAAGGCAAUGAACAAAGAGCAGCUCAUCAAUUUCAUUGCCUGGGCCGGCAAAAAGGCACUUAGCGGAGAACUGGAUCCUCCCAGCAAAGCUCGCCUUCUGGAUGUAGCGGUUGCCACGGUCACUGAAGAUGGCAGCGACCAAGGCGAUAUCAUUGCUCUUGGUUCCAUUACCAACUAUCAGUUGCCGAACAAGAUUCCAGCGAAUCUUCCAAUUCCUCCGCGCACUAUACCUAUGGCUUACACCAACCAUUGUUCUGCUGCUGAGCUGCAAGCGCUUGGCUGGGAGCCCCUGGAGGUCGUGCCAUGGCUGCGUUUUCUGCUAGAGUUGGGGUCAAGCAGGUCUGACGAGUCAAAUCUGAAAAAAUCCCCAAAGUUUGCCGUUCAGGUUCUUACGGUACUCUCCAAGAACUGGGACAACAUCAGCCAAAGUUCCAAGUCAGUGAUUAUCACUCUGCUUCAGGCUCAUACAGUUAUGCCGACAAAGACGGGCAUGAAGAAGCCAACCGACUCAUUCUUCCCCACUGUCAAGCUUUUUGAUGAUCUGCCCAUCAUCCAAGGCUGUCAAGGCCUGAAAGACAAGUUUCUUUCGGCAAUUGGAGUGCGCAAGACGGUCGACCUUGACACCAUCUUUUCGAGAUUACUGAGCCCCUCGGCUGAGGGUGCGCAGAGGUGGAGUCACAUGGAGCUCAUCAAAUAUCUCGCCUCAGUCAAGGAUGACAUUCCCGCCGCCGACAUGACGAAGCUUAAGGAUACUCGUUUCUGUCCGGCAGAAGAUAGAGCGAAAGGAAUGGAGCCGACCAAGGGCACAACUGAGCUGUACAAGGUCUCGGAGCUUUUCGAGCCAAAGGAUACACUUAGAACUCUUCGGCUGCCUGUGUUACAGUGGCCUGGCCCGCCCGGAAGCUAUAGAGCCAACAGCCCCGAGGGCCGAUUCCUGGCCAUCCUAGGCCUGCGACCAUACCCUUCUGUGAUUGAAAUGGUCAACAUGAUGGCUUCUACGGAUGCUGAGCUCAGAACGUCCGCUAUGACCUAUUUCAUUGCAAACCAUCACCUCAACGGUUAUGGAGCCUUCAAUCUCGCCGAUAGUCGCAAGGCUUUCUUGCCCAUUCAGAAGGGCAGCAAGUUGGUCACGCCUUCGGCUUGCUUCACCAACGAGCGUGCCGCAAUCCUGGGUUUCGACAUCUUGAAGAAAGAUCUUCACGUGCAUGCCAACAAGUUUGGGGUGGUUAGAGACCCGCCUAUUACGGAGUGUGUGUCUCGUCUGCUGGCCAAGCCACCUCAGGAUCAACAAAUGGCCAUCACUCUCUUUGAGUAUUUCGCCCUUCGUAACAGCGAUCUUGGAGAAGGCAGCUUAUCCAAGCUGCGUGAUGCACCCAUUGUUCCCGUUACACGACAGGCUCGCGAUCCAGGCGAGAAGAGUGGCUCGUAUGUCACCCACCUCAGUCCCAAGCGAUGCUACCUGGGCACUUCGGCGACAUACGGUAACAUUUUCGAUUUUGUCGACUUCGGGACGAAUGCGAACACAUUCCUCUUCAAGUGUGGAGCAAAGGAGGAACCAAGCAAGCCAGAGAUAGCAAAUUUAGCUUGCACCGAACCUGCACGACUUCUCAGCAUUCUUCAGAGCCCGGAUAAGUACCUCGCUCUUCUGAAGUCUUUAGCAGAGAACAUGCCGACGUUGAAGAGAGACAAAGAGCUUAUUCGCAAGAUGAAAAGUUCUCCCUUCCUACUCGCAGCCAAGGAGAUCCCAUCGCCGCCAUCCAAGGAAAAGCUUAUUGAAGUGGACGACGACGAUGCUCCUAUCAAGCAGUACCAGCUGGCCACUGCGAAUCGAAUCGUCAUCUUGGACGACAUCAUCAGCUACCGCUUGUUCAAGGACUACCUGAUCACUGCGCCCGAAGAGGAAGUGCUGGAGGAAUUCUAUCAUCAGCUUGGCGCUCAGACGUUGAGCUCGCUCGUGGAAGAGGAAGUAAGAAUUGGCCCUCACGCGGAUAAGCAGGACCGAGCAGCUGCUCUUCGGAAACAUGUACUGGAGCGGUCCAAAAUCUUCCUUCACGAGUAUGCAAACUAUCGACGGGACUACAUCAAACAUGAUGCCAAGUGGUUGGAGAAGAGCCUGCGUGUUGAACUCGUUCGGUCGGUCGCACUUCGUCGUUCACUGAGGGGCCACAGCCAAUCUCACACGGAAAAGAGAUCCGCCGCCAGCGCCCAGUCGGGCUCAAGUUGGAUUCUUUACGUCGCAGCUGAGGAGAAGCCUGACAUGUAUCAGGUUGGUCAGGCUAUCUGCCAGCUUCUCCUAUCACGGCCAAACCAGCAGGCCUAUCUAUUUUUCGAGCCUUUCCUUAACCUCGACCUCUACGCCUUGAGAGCCAGAGGAUACAAUGUCGAUCGAAUCCUUCGUGCCAAGCAGGCCGAGGCAAGAGUUGCCGAGGAGGAGCGUCGCAAGGCACUGGAGGCUGAACAGAAGCGGAUACAAGAGAAAGAGAAAGAAUGGAGCCAGCAAGCAAAGGCUGCUGAGGCUGCUCGACAAACCGCAAAGACACCAGAUCCGGUUAUGCCGGGCUCUUUCGGGAACGACAGCCCCGAAGAGGUUCAUCGAUCACCCCCUCCACAGCAGUCGCGGAAGAGCAAGGGGCUCUUCUCGAACCUGACUCGUCGGUUUGGCUUCGAUGCUAACGAGAACGAUGAAGCGCAGGACCAGCUUCAAAAGUUCAUGGACAAUCCUCCUGAAAGUCGGCCGCAGUCACAAAGCAUCACGAACCAACCUAGCAGCAACACAGAGAAGAAACCCGAUGAUGGCCGUGUGACCAAUCCAGCGACCGUGGGGCAGAACUUGCUCAACGCCAUCAACUCUACCAGGGCUCAUGACUCCAACAGCGUGUUCUCGCCACCGAGCGUCAACGAGGUGAAGGAACAGGCCACUUACUGUGACAGCACGCCCGCGCAGAAUAUCGUUUUCGCGGCGGAGGCAUCGAACAGUAUGAAAGUCUUUGUCUCCAAGAACCUGUCCAUGGAUUCGGCUCAAUUUCUCUCGAGGAACCACGGCCCCAUCAACGCAUUUGCUGGUCUUCUUAGUGAGGUCGGCGGCGUUUACUCUCUUUCACCACGCGUUCUUCACAUCUUUUACGACGAGUCAGGCUCAACGAUUGCUUUUAAUAGCAACGGCAGUGUCUUCUGCAAUUUGCGCUUCUUCUUGCAGCUCCAUGCGGAGAAGAUCCUCAAGACCCAGAGUGGCGAAGCAAAGGCCGAGGCGGCUGUGUGGUGGUGGGUGGUGUUGGCUCACGAGCUUGCGCACAACCUGGUCCAACCUCAUAAUUCGGACCACAGCUACUAUACUGAGUCAUUUAUUCAGCAGUACUUCGCCAAGAUGGUGGUCAAGACGGCGCAGUGGACUCAGCAGACUGCCGUCGCCCGCCCUGCCCUCCCCGCUGCACCCUCGCAGUCUCAACCGCAGAUCCAGCCGCCCCCGUCGUACAAUGAGAGCAACAGACAGGCGCCAGGCAACUCCCAAUACACUUUGUUUGACUAG
Colletotrichum abscissum is the source of this 5319-nucleotide messenger RNA. RefSeq lists its product as uncharacterized. The coding region runs from base 1 to 5319 and encodes 1772 amino acids. The transcript has 2 exons. NCBI's taxonomy places the organism in Eukaryota, Fungi, Ascomycota, Sordariomycetes, Glomerellales, Glomerellaceae. The record is from RefSeq and is a predicted model, not a curated record.